GGGAGUUCUGAUCUCAGCCAUGCACCACGGUUAACCUAGGCUUACCACCAUGUUGGAUCUCGACCUAGAAAAUGUGCACGUUUUGAUCACUGGUGCAAGCGGGGGUAUUGGGCUCGCAACCGCAAGACUUUUGCUUGGUUACAAUCAUCGUGCAUGUAAAGAGGUCAAGCUAUUGACUAAACUUUAGAGCAGGGUGCCAAAGUCACCGCACAUCACAACAUGACCUCCGACAUUCUACAAGAUCUUCAAAACUCACCUAGCCUCUUUCUGGUAGGGGCUGAUCUAACGUCGGAGUCUGCAACCAAAUCUAUCUUUGGAUCUGCUGUUGAGCGUCUGGGAACUGUUCACGCUCUUGUAGUCAGCCAUGGCUUAUGGAUUAGAGAUGAUGUUUUCCUCAAGGACAUGCCUUUGGAACGAUGGAAGAAAACUAUGGAUAUCAACCUUACAUCGACAUUCCUAGUUACACGGGAGUUUCUCAAGGGCUUGGAGGAUGCAAAGGCGCGAGGGGAAGAUCCCGAUAAAAUCGAUAAAGCCUCGAUUGUUUUUGUGGGAUCGAACGGAGGUAGAAUAGGUGAAGCAAUGCAUGCAGAUUAUUCUGCGGCCAAAAGUGCAAUGAUGUAUGGACUUACCUUGAGCCUCAAGAAUGAAAUUGUUAAGAUCGCGCCGAAAGGACGCGUUAACUGUGUUGCACCAGCAUGGGUUUACACCCCAAUGGCCGCUGAUGCUCUCAAAGACCCAGCGAUUGUAUAUCAGAGCUUAGCAACGACCCCUAUGAAGAAAUUCGGCGAUCCAUUUGACAUAGCCGCACAAAUCGCAAUACUUACUUCCGCCAAAGUUUCCGGGCAUGUUACAGGUCAAGUUGCAUACGUAACGGGUGGAAUGGAAGGACGACUGUUGAACAUGAAAGAAGACCUUCAAGGUUGAUUGAGGUGUACCGUGGCUGUUGACCGAUGCUGAUGGCGAUCUAUUUACAAUACUCCAAUCAGUGUAGUCUGAAAAGUGUAGUCUGCAAAGUGCCCAAUCGGUCGACCGUCGGACCAGCUUUUUUAAGUUAUCCGGGAUGUCACUGUACACAAUCCAGC
This is a messenger RNA of Marasmius oreades (fairy-ring Marasmius), 1082 nucleotides long. RefSeq lists its product as uncharacterized. NCBI's taxonomy places the organism in Eukaryota, Fungi, Basidiomycota, Agaricomycetes, Agaricales, Marasmiaceae. Bases 220 to 924 code for a protein of 234 amino acids. The record is from RefSeq and is a predicted model, not a curated record. The transcript is spliced from 5 exons.